Messenger RNA from Mizuhopecten yessoensis (Yesso scallop), 1087 nucleotides. Its product is annotated as NF-kappa-B inhibitor-interacting Ras-like protein 1. Gene Ontology annotation, molecular function: GTPase activity; GTP binding. The coding region runs from base 161 to 730 and encodes 189 amino acids. Gene Ontology annotation, biological process: canonical NF-kappaB signal transduction. The record is from RefSeq and is a predicted model, not a curated record. The transcript has 8 exons. Lineage: Eukaryota; Metazoa; Mollusca; Bivalvia; Pectinida; Pectinidae.
AAUAAGAGUUGUGAUGAGACAGACAAGUUUUCGGGAAAAUGACAACACGGAUCGGAAACACCUAGGCCCGAAGUAGGCCUGGAGUUGACAGAAUUUACAGGUCUGGCAAAUAUAUUUUUUUUAAAUAUGUGCCGUGGGUGACGGCUGACAGCUGAAAACAAUGGGGAAGAUCAGUAAGAUUUUGGUAUGUGGACACUCAGGUGUUGGAAAGACUGCUGCCAUAGAACAGCUAAUAUAUGGGAACCAUGUGGCUGGUAUGCCCAUGCACUCCACCAUUGAGGACAUUUAUACAGCUAUGAUAGAAACAGACAGAGGACUUAAGGAGAAAGUGAGAAUCUUCGACACAGGAGGAUUGGAUGGAGCAAAAACUGAUCUACCACGACAUUACCUAACUUUUCCUGAUGGAUUUGUUCUGGUGUAUGAUGUGACAAACUGGGAUUCAUUUCAAAAACUAGAAAAACUUAAAAAGGACAUUGAUAAAAACAGAGAGAAGAGAGAGAUACAUAUUAUUGCCAUUGGAAACAAAAGUGAGGAGCAAGAAAGUCGUCAAGUGGAUUUUAAUACAGCACAGACGUGGGCUAACAGAGAGAAAGUCCGUCUGUGGGAGGCGUCUGUCAAGAGCAGACAGUCACUAAUUGAACCGUUUGUUUGGUUAACAUCAAAGAUAACGCAACCUCAGAGCAAGUCCACAUUCUUACCAGGUCGAAAGGCCAAGGCAGGUGAACUUUGAACUCUACCGAACAUUUUUUUUUCUGGAACGGGAACAGCUAGAGUAUAACGCAAGAUCGUAUUUAUUUGUUUGUUGUUUAUAUUUAUUGUAUGUACCAGUACAUUUAUGUUGAUACAGUCAUUGACUUAUAUUUUAUCAAGACAAGGAAAAAUAUAAAUAUUGUGAAUAUUAUUAUCAUGUUACUUAAACUUGAUUUACAAUUUAUAAGAUUGGUUUUGAUGUCUGUAUAUAUAUUUACGAGAAAUCGUCAUAACUACAAAUGUUUCUUAACACACAGCAUUAAUAUCACAAUAUGAAGGAGCAAACCGAAUUAAGGAUGUACUCUUCUGAGGUUUCAAUCACGUUCAAGUCUCGUUU